This is a messenger RNA of Coregonus sp. 'balchen', 19427 nucleotides long. The record is from the annotation of a GenBank genome assembly. NCBI's taxonomy places the organism in Eukaryota, Metazoa, Chordata, Actinopteri, Salmoniformes, Salmonidae.
AUAUAGUGGCAUGUUUAUCAGCUCCUCGACCACAAAGCAAGCUAUACAAAGAUAUUGGAGUGACUUUCGCUACCAAUAAAAAGUGAAGACAACCAUUUGCUGAAGGCUUGCCUUGACACUAACUAUGGACUGUUGGGUAAGUAAAUAAUAUACCCAGAUGCAUUUUCUUUCUCUAAGUAGCCUACAUGGUAUUGAAUAAAUGUACAAUUAGCUUGAGCCAUGUAGCUAACUCCGUGUGUCAAAAAGCAUACGAGCAGUAGGUCUUGCUGACAAAUUAUUUACAUUAUAAUCAGGAUGUUUACAGUGUUGCUGCAACCUAUAGCCAAGUGAAGUGUCUAGAACAGUGGAGUGAGAGAAGUUUGCCUACACAAUCAUGUUGCUUGCCCUGGAGCGCUACAAUGUUGCCAUCGCUCGCGCAUUGUUACGGUGAUUAUAGCACGGAUUAUUGACUUACUAUUUGAAUAACCACCCCGGCAUUUAUAAUUAUUUUGAGGUCGAACCUUUUUCAAGUGUGAGGAUCAUUUUCUUUAGGGUAGUUUUUAUUUUGAAUACAUUCAGAGGGAAUAAUGUGGCAUAACAACAAAUAGAAAUUAAGAAUCUGAUAUGGAAACAUCUAGUAUCAUCAAAGACAUCGAUUUUUAUGCAGACCUCUUCUAGAGGUGUUGAUUCUUGUAAACAACAUUUUGUCUUAUUAACUGCCUCAACAACCAUUCACACUUUUAGGCAUAGCCUUCUAGUUGUAGAUUUGAUUUGAUUUUAUAACCCCCGCAUUUGCAGUAUAAUGCAGGGUGUUAUUACAUUUAUUAGAGUGAAUAGCUGGCCAAAUACAUUCUAGAAAUGGGUUAAAACUAUCAAACAUUUCAGUGUUCUUAUUAUGGAGUAUACCAUCAUUAUCACUCUCGCUUGAUAGGUUUUGACCCACAAAAUCACUGCAGGCAAAUCUCCUUUGCAGUGAUUGAAGGCAAAGACAGGGAGGUUUACACUGUGAUUUCCACACUGAGCCUCAUUUUACUGUACUGCACUGUACUGCACACUGUCUAUCAUUAAACUUCCUGUUUAACACAAACCUACUAUGUGGCUAUACGGUGGAUACAGACAUCAGCAGCCACACAUGUUUGUCUUUGGACAUCAGUACCUUCAACACUUCUUUUGCCAUGGAACUUUGCUUUUUUAUCACUUGCACAGCACUAUAUCAGCUAGGUCAUAGUGAAUGUAGCCUCCAAACCCAGACACUAAAGGCAAGGAAAUUUCACGGAUUUGCUCAGUUUUGUAAAUUCCCAGAAACCACUCUUCAUGAGGUGUGUUGUACUCUACUCUACUGUAUUUUAAACCCCGACUCUAUUACGGUCAUACAGUGAAUCCAGUCGACAUUAAAUGAGAAGAAAAGGAAAUGCUCCAAAACCACUAAAGUGAUUCUGCAUAAUCAAAUGCAUAGUACAAUGUGGAAUGUUAUGCAUGUUACUGCGAAGUCUGGCGAUUAUAAUGGAUAUUUGCUUAAGUAUUGCACACGCUCAGAUGUUGGUAUUUGACAUGAUUAUUUGAAUAUUGUGUAAUUUCCGUAAGAUACAGACCUAAGAAUUCAUAGAAUGUGUUUGCCAAACCAGUGUUGAUACUAAUGUCAUUAAAAUUAUUGGGUGGACCGCAUUAGCGUUUUUUCGGGUCGCCUAAGUCCAAACAGUGUAAAAAAUAAACAAAAAUGAAAUUUAUUUUCGGGAUGGAAAAACGCUUCCAGUGUAAACUUAAACGACUAAAACCAGAUUUUAAAAAAGUAUGUAGAAAAGAUAAUGGAUAUCUAUAUGUUUUUAUAAUAUCAUUUUUGAGAACUAACAAUCACCAAAAUAAAAGCUAGACAGUCAUGGAGAAUAACAAAUUCCAAAAACAAUUUAUUUAGCAGUAUUGAUUUUGUUAUUAUGUUUGAGCAAAGAAACACAGCAUUAGCCAUGACAACAUGCAUUGAAUUGCAGGAAAUUGGUGUAGAAAUGCACAAAAAAAAAUCUCUACACCACCAACAUUGGGGCCUCUAAAAAUAUCAUCUAAGUUCAGCCACGCUUACGGGCUAACCGCAGCCAUUGCCACGCCCACCACCUAAGCCUCUUUUUGAGCCAGAACAAACUCUGAGUGUGUGUGUUAUAACACUGUUUUCCCCUUGAUGUCUUCCAUAACAGUAGCCUCCUCCUCACACCCAGUACAUUUCCAGGAUAAAUAUGACCUCCCCUUGGAGACAACAAAGGUCUCCUUACACAAUACUGCUGGCCUGGGAAACCAGGGGCAUGGGCGUCUACACAACAGGGAUAACAAAAUAGGCCGCUACAGCUUUCCUAAUACAAAGACGGCCGCAACAAAUGUUUUGUAACAGGGAAAGUAGAUUAUUUGACAAAUGUCAGAAGGAAAUGUGUUGGAUAACUUGGAGUAUGUACACUGAGUGUACAAAACAUUAGGAACACCUUCCUAAUAUUGAGUUGCACUGCCUUUUGCCCUCAGAACAGCCUCAAUUCGUCGGGGCAUGGACUCUACACGGUGUCAAGCGUUCCACAGGGAUGCUGGCCCAUGUUGACUCCAAUGCUUCCCACAGUUGUGUCGAGUUGACUGGAUGUCCUGUGGGUGGUGGACCAUUCUUGAUACACAUCGGAAACUGUUGAGCAUGAAAAACCCAGCAGCGUUGCAGUUCUUGACACACAAACCGGUGCGCCUGGCACCUACUACCAUACCCCGUUCAAAGGCACUUAAAUAUUUUGUCUUGCCCAUUCACCCUCUCUAAAUGGCACACCAUACACAAUCAAUGUCUCAAUUGUCUCAAUGCUUAGAAAUCGUUCUUUAACCUGUCUCCUCCCCUUCAUUUACACCGAUAGAAGUGGAUUUAACAAGUGACAUCAAUCAGGGAUCAUAGCUUUCACCUGGAUUCACCUUGUCAGUCUAUGUAAAGAAAAGAGCAGGUUUUCCUAAUGUUUUGUACACUCAGUAUUUGUGGCGAAGGGUUCAUGUACCUGUUGCAUCAGGACUUGCCUUUUGCCCUGACGCAAGAUGACAAAAUGAAAUCUCCAGUUUAUGGAAGAUGAAAACUGAGAUUUGGCACUGGACGCUCAGCUCUGCUGUCUGUGCUACAGAAGCACUGAACUCAAAGGGUACUACAGCUUUUGCAUACAUAUUUCAGAGACCUGAGUCCUGACAAAAUGUUUAUUACACCAUUUAAGAUGGGCAGUGAAGCCUAAUCUUAUGAUAAAUCAUUCAGAUUAGCUGCCCAUCUGAAACCUGGCCGCUGCUGGUCACAUGGUAUGGUUCUUUCGUUGCUCCCGACUCUGCUCUACUUGGCAAACCUGUCGGAGAGCAUGUAACACAGACAAGUAGACCUAACAACUGUCGUCAGGGGGUGUAUUCUUGUCAUUGAAUGGCAAAGCUUCCAUUCAGGUUCAUUCAUUGUAGAAUUUGGGUUUGUCAUUACGCAAAGACACAAAGGCUCCAUCUGUAAACUGUCAGUACUCUUUAUUACGUGAACCUUUUGUUUAUGUCAUACGGUUGGUAUUUAGUUUGCUGUGACUUUACUAGACCUGGAAUGAUGUGAAUCCACUUAAGCAAUUAGUCAUUCAGUCAGUUGAAGCCUAGCCUACAUUUCAAACAAAGUGACUCAGUGUUUACAUUGCAUGGGCUCCCGAGUGGCGCAGCGGUCUAAGGAACUGUAUUUCAGUGCUUGAGGCGUCACUACAGACCCCCUGUGUCACAACCGGACGUGAUUGGGAGUCCCAUAGGGCGGCGCACAAUUGGCCCAGUGUCGUCCGGGUUUGGCCGGUGUAGGCCGUUAUUGUAAAUAAGAAUUUGUUCUUAACUGACUUGCCUAGUUAAAUAAAGGUUAAAUAAAUAAAUACAAUAAAAAUUACAUUGCAAACAAAUACUCUGCGUUUAGAAUGGUUAGUGUGCAUAAUGUCAUGGGAAUGCAUCACCAGUACCUUAUAUUUCCCCCCCAAAGCAUUAUGUGAUGUUAGUUUCAGUGGUUAUGAAUAGUGGUUAUACAAGUUACUGUCCUGUGGACCUUAAGCUUUUCUCUAUCUGAUUACAGUGAACCUUUAUGGAAACAAUCUUUAUUGUUAUCAAGCAGACAAGCAUAAUGUUGUAAAAACCAGUAAUCUAGAGAUGAUAGUGAAGAGAGAAUAGAUAUGCUCAUUUUUACUGCAUUUAUGAAAUUAAUGACAUUAAGCCUAUUUCAGGUUUAAAAAUAGGUUUAAUUUGUCAAAUGCAAAUAUGAUAUGAGCAGUUGGUACUUACUGUACUUUUUAUUUGGAAUACAUUAGUGACACUUCAAUCAGUGUUCACAGAUUGAGCUUUUGAGUCUCCUGAGUGGCGCAGUGGUCUAAGGCACUGCAUCGCAGUGCUAACUGUGCCACUAGAGAUCCUGGUUCGUAUCCAGGCUCUGUCGCAGCCGGCCGCGACCGGGAGACUCAUGGGCGGCGCACAAUUGGCCCAGCGUCGUCCAGGGUAGGGGAGGGAAUGGCCGGCAGGGAUGUAGCUCAGUUGAGGGUUGUGGGUUUGAUUCCCACAGGGGGCCAGUAUAAAAAAAUAUAUGUAUUCACUAACUGUAAGUCGCUCUGGAUAAGAGCGUCUGCUAAAUGACUAAAAUGUAAAUGUAAAUAAUGAACUUGUGCAGUAGCAUGUUAUUGCACUUCCUCUGUACUGUAAUUUGUUUGGAGAGGAACGGUUUCUCCUCUCCAUUGGCUACAGAUGUUAUGUCUAAAGGGUGAUAGGGGCAGAGUCUAGUCAUUCCUCCACCUCACCUGGUCCUGGUUCAGGAAUAUUAUCUACCUGUCAGUUCUAGUCACGUUCUCUCUCUCUGACCAAAUUUCACAACUGCAAUUGUGCUGUGUUUCUACAGAGCAAUUGAAAUCUAAACAUAGCAUGAUGACAGUCUUCUGGUGUAAAUACUCAUCAUAAGUAGACUUGUUAUUACCUGUUGGACAUUGUAUUCCCACUUUCACAAAGAUUUAGUUGACGGAUUGUGUGCGGUGUGUGGAACUGUAUAUGAUGGAAAGUGUGAUGAACAUGUCAAUUGAUUACGAGGUAGGCUAAUUGCAUUGUAACUUGUGUGUUUUGACUUUUUUCCAUUUCAAUUUUGUGCAUGGGAUGUGAAGCUGCUAUUGGGCCCAUGAUUACUCAUGUGAAUAAUUGACCAUGAUGUGCGGAGACAGUCAGUGUCUCUGAUGUCCAUGUUGGGACAUGUUUCUGUCUAGUACUGUUGUGAUCAUAUAACCUCUUUUUUUAAGGGGAAAAUAUUCAACCCAAAGCAAGACACUGUAGGAUGAAAGCUUUACUUUGAUAUGAUCUUUAAAACAAAGUGUAUGUUUAGUCAUGACCAUUUUAUUUCUUAUUCUCAGCAGUUUUAUCUAUAUGCAUGUAGUCCUCAGAAUCCUCCAGGAAAUCCUGACACGUUGCAUAGCAGUACAGAUGGAUCUACAAUUGUUAUACCAUUGUUCAUUUGCAAUGUAAUCCCUCUAUGUUCCUAGAGUGCCUUGGAGGUGUACAAGGAGAUGCUGUUGCUCUACCUGGACGAAGGCAGGCAGCUUGUGAACACCAACUGUGAGGAGCUGGAACCAUGGCAGAUCAUUGGAGCCACUCUCAUCUCGACCUUAGGAGCAGUCUGGGUCAAAGGCUUCCUGUUUCAGCAAGAAAGUACGUUUUCAGAUUCAGUAAUAAGGCAUGUCUUUAUUCUAUGCAUGGAUAAAAAGUGAUGAGUGGGUGUUCUUUGUGUUCUACAUUAUGGGAAGUGGUUUUUGGUUUAAUCAGACAUGCUGCUUCAUGAUUCUUUACCAGUCUGAGUAAGUGUGCACUUAUUCACUUCCCCUCAUGGAUUUAAAUGCCCGGUGUAAUAAUAUGGUAUAAACUCUCUCUAGCUCAUGCUUACGUCAAUCCAAUGCUUGUAAAUGUGUUGGGUGAGGUGCUCAAGUGUAGACUGGUAGAGACUUGGCGAAUUGGGAUGCAGGGAAGGUGUCAGCAUUAAAACACAAGUAUGGCAGGGAUUGACAUUAAGGUCUGAACGGCACAGUCAGGAGUAUUUUGGGGUUGACUGAAGAUUAUGGCUACUUGCUUGAAGUAGCUAUUUUUGCCUACACACAGGGGAGGAACCAGAAAGACCAGACUAUGGGAAUUCUUUGCCUUUUAGUUGUUAUCAGUAAAAGUAAAAAAAAAAUCACCUGCCCAAUGGGGCAACCUCAGAGCAGGCUCAACUUGCACGACUGCUCAGAUCACUUGCCCUGGGCAAUAGGGCAACCCUUAAUGUCAAUCCCUGUAUGGCCUUGAAUACUUCUUACUGAUACCAUUGUGAGCAAAGAUCAGAUGACAUAACAAUCUCUGUGAUCAGUUAAAGCACUUUAUGGAGAGUGGUUUUUGGUUUAAUCAGACGUGUCCUGCCCAGCAAUUUUAAAUCUGUUUGAACUUGAAGUUGCUAUUUUUCUUCUUGCUCCACACUUUAGUUAGGCUCUCUUUGUGCAGUACAUGUGUUUUACAGCGGUUUUACAGCUAUUACAAGUGACCUAGCCAUGUCAUACAUGUUAGUGUUCCCACUGAUGUUUUGUGUGUUUUCUAGAAUUCCACAGAUGAGUGAUAUUCAUAUUCCAAAUCAGUGGAAAUUACGAUUCGUUUUUUUGUUGUUGAUGGCAUUAACUGGCUGUACACAUCAUCUCAUUUGGCAGGAAUGUUGGCAGGAAACUGUGUUCCAGUAUUAGCUUGUGGGCCAGCUGUUGGCCUUUUUGAUUUGUCUGUCAUCUCCAAUCAGCUGUUUUAUUCAUCAAAAUGUCCCCAUUUGAAUUCAGCUUGUGGUUUUCUCCCGUGCUCAUCUACCAUUCUUUCAACACAAUCGUCUCUUUCUUUGUUGCUUAAUAGCCCUGACAUCCCGAAUCAAGAAGCAGUGCUUCCGGCUCGUCAGAAAAAUACCUUUUGUUGGCGCGGCAGUAAGUUUCAAGCAGUAUUUUGUUCCUCUAUUCUACAGAUGUGGUCUUUCUUGUCUAGUGUGGUAUGAGUCACUCACUGAUGACUGAGUGUCGGCAUGAGGGCGAGGGAGGAGGGGGAUGAGACCUUUGACACAGUUUACAUCAUGGACUUGUGAUAAUGCUGGGUUACUGUUGGUCAUUACUGUCUAACCUAACGGAAUGACUAAACUGUAUUUGGAUUGAACUGAAGAGUGUGAAUAGGCAACACUUUAAUCAGAUGGGUAUACACAUUUACAUAACUGAUUUUGCAUAGCUUAUUUUAAAUGCUCUCUAGCCACAAAUAUUUGUCUAGCCCAGAUCUUCCUGGUUUGCAAUCACCCAGUGUUGUAGUACUCGAGACCUGUCUCGAGACCACAUUUUGAGUGUCUCGGUCUUUUCUCGGUGUCGGAUACAUUUGUACUCGGUCUUGACUCUGUCUAGGACAGUGAGGACAAUUUCUUCCCAAGACCAGCGGAGUAAAAAACUCAUAAUUAUCAGCUUCCAUUCAGUUAUCGCAUAAAACCGCUUCGCCAGGUAAAAUACUGUAUAUUACUCCUUUCUUGAAACAUUAAUACUUGCAGUCUUUAAAUCUAUUAGAGACAUGUUUGCUCAGUGGUGAACCUAUUGGACCUAGGCCUUCAGUGUGUGACAUGUUCGUGAUGCUGAAAGGACAGCAAUGUUAAUACCAGCACACUCAUGAAGGAGAGUGCACUUUUUGUAAAACACAAAGGGCCAGUGGCGUAGUGGAGGCUAUACGCAGAUAUACGCCGUAUACACACUUUUUUUAUGGGCAUUGCGUAUACUCACUACUUAAUCCCUACUGAUGCGUAUCAAAGUAGUGUAGUGGAGGUAUACGACUUAUCAAUUAUGUAGUAUAAUAGAAAAAUCAUGCACAAAGUAGCCUACACACUCGCAAAGCACGUGAUAUACACUACCGUUCAAAAGUUUGGGGUCACUUAGAAAUGUCCUUGUUUUCGAAAGAAAAGCCAUUUUUUUUGUCAAUUUUAAAAUAACAUCAAAUUUAUCAGAAAUACAGUGUAGACAUAGUUAAUGUUGUAAAUGGCUAUUGUAGUUGGAAACGGCUGAUUUUUAAUGGGAUAUCUACAUAGGCGUACAGAGGCCCAUUAUCAGAAACCAUCAGUCCUGUGUUCCAAUGGCACAUUGUGUCAACAGUGAAGAGGCGACUCCAGGAUGCUGACCUUCUAGGCAGAGUUGCAAAGAAAAAGACAAAUCUCAGACUGGCCAAUAAAAAGAAAAAAUUAAGAUGGGCAAUAGAACACAGACACUGGACAGAGGAAUAUUGGGAAAAAAAAGUGUUAUGGACAGAAGAAUCGAAGUUUGAGAUGUUCGGAUCACAAAGAAGAACAUUUGUGAGAUGCAGACCAAAUGAAAAGAUGCUGGAGGAGUGCCUAAUGCCAUCUGUCAAGCAUGGUGGAGGCAAUGUGAUGGUCUGGGGGUGCUUUGGUGGUGGUAAAGUGGGAGAUUUGUACAGGGUAAAAGGGAUCUUGAAGAAGGAAGGCUAUCACUCCAUUUUGCAACGCCAUGCCAUUCCCUGUGGCGGCGCUUGAUUGGAGCCAAUUUCCUCCUACAGCAGGACAAUGACCCAAAGCACAGCUCCAAACUAUGCAAGAACUAUUUAGGGAAGAAGCAGUCGGCUGUUAUUCUGUCUAUAAUGGAGUGGCCAGCACAGUCACCGGAUCUCAACCCUAAUUGAGUAAGAAGUGCCCAUCAAGCCAAUCCAACUUGUGGGAGGUGCUUCAGGAAGCAUGGGGUGAAAUCUCUUCAGAUUACCUCAACAAAUUGACAACUAGAAUGCCAAAGGUCUGCAAGGCUGUAAUUGCUGCAAAUGGAGGAUUCUUUGACGAAAGCAAAGUUUGAAGGACACAAUUAUUUCAAUUAAAAAUCAUUAUUUCUAACCUUGUCAAUGACUACAUUUCCUAUUCAUUUUGCUAUAUUUCCUAUUCAAACUAGUUUCAUGUAUGUUUUCAUGGAAAACAAGGUCAUUUCUAAGUGACCCCAAGCUUUUGAACGGUAGUGUAAAUUCACGUGCCGCACACACAGCCUAGUUUCAGCAGAAUAUCAUCUGCAGGCAGAAAGAGCUCACAGCUCACAACUGGUUUUGGCAUGGAGCAGCACACAGAAGAAUGACAUUGGUAGCCGGUAGGGUAGGUAGGAAAGACGUUUCAAUUUAUGAUAUCUACCAGUAAAUGCUAACUAAGGCAACAAUGGGUAUGCAAACCAAGUCUUGGUUAGUAGGCUAUUUGUGUUGCGCAAUUCAGUCAUCAUGCCCUGUUUGCAUCAGGGGUGGACUUAGAACAUCACAUAAAAAAGUGUGAUUUUGAGAGUGCAAAUCUGAAAACAAUAUAGGAAAACUAAUUUGUAAGAAAACAUAGGAUUUUUCACACAGGGUGCCUUUCCUUCGCUGGGCAGGCCGUUUGGGAUUUCUUUAGCAAAAUUAGAGUAUACCCACUUCGCCAGACACCACUGCAUAGGGCCGAUGGAAAGACAGCACUCACACACAGCAUGAUGUUAAAGGAUAAGCAGUCAAUUCACUCGGCUAUAAUAAGCCAAUAGGUCCCAAUCAUAAGAAUACAAAAACACAACCAUUAAGCAUUUCCUAAUCUAAAUGUAGAAGUAUUACUUCCCAUUGCAAAAAACAUUUCACGUUUAGCACAAAAAGUAACUGGUGACCUAAAGUUUAAAUGCAACAAUGUUUCACACAAGUUAUUUUCAAAGAGAUGGCUAACUUGGGCUCCCGAGUGGCGCAGCUGUCUAAGGCACUGCAUCUCCGUGCUAGAGGCGUCGCUACAGACUCUGGUUCGAUUCCAGGCUGUAUCACAAUCCAGCCAUGAUUGGGAGUCCCAUAGGGCGGUGCACAAUUGGCCCAGCGUCGUCCAGGUUUGGCCAGGGUAGGCCGUCAUUGUAAAUAAGAAUUUCAACAGCAAGCGAGCUCCAAUAACAAAUCCUGAUUGGAUAUUUAUUUCGCUUCAGUGUUAACCCUUUCCUUUCCAACAAAAACUGAAGAGAUUAAAUCAGAACACAAUUGAAAAGAAUAAUGUAAUUAGAAUUAUUAUUAUUAUUAUUUAUUUACUUCUGAAAUAUGAACACAGAAAUACUGGACUUUUUGGACACUUGUUAUGGUAGUGAUUUGACAAAAUUACAAUCAUGGUCUUGAAUUGAACUCGCAUUUUUCUGGUCUCGGUCUUGACCUGCUCUCGGACCCCUUGUUCCCCUCCCUGUCUCAGUCUUGACUCGGACUCGAUUUACUCCGAUCUUGGUCUUGAAUUGGUCUCGCUUUAGGUGGUCUCGAACAAAACACUGCUAUCACCUAUACUUUCACAAAAACAACUAGCCAGUUUUGAUUGCUUUCAUUGAUUUUCAAUAUUUUCAAGAACACUUUUAGAUAAGUUGUCAAUGCCCGAGUGUUAUAGCCUAAACAUUCUCAAUGCCAUAAUGGGUCACUGCUUCUAGGAAAUGGUUUGUUGUCUGAGCAGUGAUGUGUGUAAUGUGACUGACUCAGUGUCUCUUUGUGACAGAUCCAGACCCAGCUGAACAAGGCCCUGGAUGACAUGUCUGUCAGUCUUUGCACACUGAAGGAGGGUAUGAGCUACAUCAAACAGCUGCCUGAACAAGGGCUAACCCAAGUUGAAGUUCUAGACAGGAUCAGCGAGUACGAAACACUGAGUAAGUGGCUGAGAGUUGUCCCAGGGCGUGUUUUGGAGUGUGUUUUCUAUGUUGUUUCUGGGGCCGAUGAGCUACAGUGCCCUACUGCCCUAAUAUAUGUUGUAUUGGCUAGACUCUAGAAAAUGAAACAUUAGCUAAGUUUCCAUCCAAUUGGCGACAGAUUUUCAUGCGAAUAUUCUAAAAUCUGUAUGUUAAAAAAUGAGCAUUUUCCCACCAGAGAUGUUUCCCUCAAAUUGACUUGUUGCAGAUAAAAGGCUGUGCGUGAUGACGUAGCGCACUUAAAAAUACCUUUGCGAUUAUAUUCCCAUGUACUGAAAAAAGGAAAGGAAAAUGGGUUUCCAUUGCAUUUUCAACUCUACUGAUGGUUUUCUCACACAGAUUUUAGCUUUAUAUAGCGAGUGUGCCCUAUAGUCUACAUGUUCACAUUAUUAUGGACAAAAGAGCAAGAUUAUUUGUAUUUGUCAAACAUUAGCCAAGCAUUGACGAUCAUGUCACCAGAAUAAGACCCUGGAUAUUUAUUGGAAAGGAGCGUCAAGCUCAUCACCUUGCACUUUCAUCACCCUGUGAAGUUCAUCAUAACUUAUUUAAUCUGUAGCCUAAUAAACUGCAUGCUUUCCCAACGAGUGGUAGUGGGAGGACCACACAACAUGUCAUAGCAUGACUCCACAUUUCUAUAUGACGGUUAUUAUAUCAAUAUUUGCGCAUAAAAGCGUUUUCACUGACAUUUCUCGCAUUAUUAAUUUUACAGACACAAAAAGAUCCCCCCUUGUCUAUAGCGUAUUUUGUUUUGUCUACAUUUUUCAGGCCUGUCAUGAAGUUUUUUAUCGGACAUGUACUUUACUCACAUAAAGAGGUUGGAUGGAAACCUGGUUAAUUAAUAAGUUGCUUUGGUUCUAGACCGCUUUGUUCUUCUUCUGUGGAGCCAUAAUACAAUUGAAUGACAUAAUAAUUAUGGCUUAUUAUGGAGCCAAUGACCUACAGUGCCUUUUUGUAUUGACUACUUUUAUCCUAGAAUAUGUGAAAAAAAAAUGUUUAAGUGUGCCUGCUACACAGGGUGUUUUAGCAUUGUUUUUAUUUGUAGUGAAAGCUGAUGUGGAGUUACAGUAUAUAGUUGUUUCCUGAGGCAUUGCUGUUGUCUGCUCUUCAUAGAUGAAGUGGAUUGGGAGAAAGGACGAGUGUCAGGUGCAGUAUACUGGGGAGAUCAGACACUUACCAAACUUUUGGUGAAGGUAUGUCUAGUCCACAAACAACCCGUUUUUGGUUUUGUCUUGAAUUCUUUGGAUGAACAGUCAAGUUAAACUUCUGUGUUUAGUAUUCUGAGUCAUACUUUUUCCCGAAAAUGUGGAAUUUAGAACUCAUACUACAGUCAGAAUAUGCCUUGUUUGUAUGACAAAUCCCAUAGCUUACAGAUUCUCUUUGAUAUUCUUCCUUUUGUCGCUAGGUGUAUGGAGACUUUGCAUGGAGCAACCCACUUCACCCAGACAUCUUUCCUGGUGUGAGGAAGAUGGAGGCAGAGGUUGUGAGAAUGACGUGUACCCUCUUCAACGGUGGGCCCAACACAUGUGGCACAGUGAGUUUACCUUCAGUACUCCCACAAGACUCACUGACCCAGGGCUUGGGAAAUGUUCUACUUGAGGGAAUAACCAAAACCUAUGCACUGGCACAUUCUGAACACUGAUUGUUCCUGUUGUUUCUGCUUUGUUCAGGUCACCUCAGGAGGAACUGAAAGCAUAUUGAUGGCAUGCAAGGCGUACAGAGACAUGGCCUAUGAGCGCGGUGUGAAACAUCCUGAAAUGUAAGUUCACUGUCAACAUGUAGCCUCAGAUUAUUUUUCUUUAAACUGGCACACCAGAUGAUCUUAGAACAAGCUUGAUUUGCAUUGUUGAGAUGUUUUCUGUCUCAUAAUGGUAAUAUCACCUGUGAAAGACAUUUUAUACAGUACUGGGAAUAAUUAGUGUUGUAUUUCCUCCCCUAAUUUUGCAGCAUUGCACCAGUCAGUGUCCAUGCAGCCUUUGACAAAGCAGCAAACUACUUUGGAAUGAAGCUUGUUCACAUCCCCCUGGACAAAAAGACAAUGAAAGUGGAUGUUAAGGUGCAAAUAUUUAUUAGUUCCUAUACAAAUGGUUAUUCUAAAGAAUAACUUGACUGGAAAGUCAGUCAGUGCUCAACACACGCUGAAAGGGUCAGAGUAAAUGUAAGUUUGUUGGUGUACAAAUUCCCAAUUGAACUGUAGCCUUGACCCCAGCCUAGUCUAGGUAACAAGAAUAUGGUGUCUGGCACUUCCGUUACUGAUUGGGGAUCACUUCCUCAGUUUGGACUGUUCAAGAUUAAGACAUGACCACAGUAGUUACAAAAAACAUGGUGGCAACAACUAGGGCUGUUGCGGUGACUGUAUUACUGCCACACCGGCGGUCACGAGUCAUGAAGGCAGUCAAAUUCCACAUGACCGUUUAGUCACGGUAAUUAGGCUUCUCCAAGCUCUGAUGCUGCUGAUGGUCAUUAGUAGGUUACCAAACUUGCUAACUGCCUGGUACUCAGCACUCUAUUGUCCCUCUAAUCACUCUGACAUCAAUGCAAAUGUCUUCGAAAAUCUAAUCAAACACUUCAUGAGAGCCCAUGAGCUCAUGUUGCGCAACAUUUCUAUAGGCUAUGCAAUUGCUGGAGAAAAAGUGAUGGCAGCUAAUAGAAAAAGGAGAAUCCCAUCAGCUUUCUAUAGGCUAGGCCUAAUAUAUUUAUUUCUCAACUUUCCUAAUAUUAAGCAUAUUGCUCAUAUUUACAGCAGGAGUAUAGCCUACCUGGCUGGCAUGAAAAUAAACCAUGGGGAAAAGCGUCCUCCAUUCGCUGUUUAUGUGCAUAGAUGACACAUAUUUUUUCCCGCUGCCCGUUUCGAUACAGGUGCAUGAUAAUGGUCCAUUCUAAAUCAAAACAAAUCACACAUAUAUUAUUUAGUGUAUGUAAAGACGAGAUUAAAUCAAGAAUAGUCUGAUGGGUGACAAUAUUAGCCUAUCACUUGUGAAUUAUAUAUUAUCACUUGUGAAUUAUAUAUUAUCACUUGUGAAUGAUGCCUAGCAUAAAAAACAAUGCCUUUUUUUUGCGACUUGUUCGAAUCAUAGUCGCACACCUUAUGUAGCCUAGCCCAUAGGCCUAUAUGUUUUAAUAAGGUUUGUAUCACAACUAAAGUGGCCAAAAAACGUCUUAAAAUUAAGCACAUUAAUCCGCUUUACAAGGGGUAUAGAGCCUAACUUGCAUAUAAAAGCAGCGCUUGAGUUUCAAGUUUGGGGAAGAUCAUUUUCACCAUAAAAAUGCACCUUUAUAAUAAAAGCAUUACAUGCAUAAUUGCAUUUGCGGUCACUUUUGAUAAUGGUGUUUUCCCACUAAUGGAACAUUUGCGCUUAUAGCCUACUACCAUGUGUGCAUUGCUGCGCUUAUAAUGUGAAGAAAUAGCCUAAUAGUUUAUCAACAUUUUAAGCUAAACAGAUCAGAACGUCAAAUUGCUUGUGACCAUUGUGAAUGAGAGACUAUUGGAGUGUGUACAGCCUGCUCAAAAAGCAAAGCAGAGCUCAUGCCUUUCAAGCAACUUUUUUCAAAUCAUUAGUCUCAUCAUGCAGCCUUACAAUGUAUUAAAAAUCAAAACAUAUAGCCCAACGUUUGUAGAACAACUAAAGUUACAUGAAUAACUCCAAAUUAAGCAUAUAGGAGUACCUAUUUCUUUGUUAACCGCUCAACACAGAAUAGCCGCAUGUGCACACUCCCUCAAAUCGUUUGGAGUAAAUAUUUAUAUUUUAUUCAGCUUUGUUCAAUUGUGUUCUUCAUACUAUAAAAUAAUAAAAAUUAAUGCCACGGAAUUAUAAGCAAAUCUUGUCUGCUAAGUGAACUAGUGUAGCCCACAGCCAUUUGGCACAGCCACAUCAGGACCUAACAUAAGGACAACUCAGAGUAUGCUAUUAUUUUCUUCUGAAAUGGAUAAUGGAUUUAUUGUGAAGGUGUAGGCUAUAUUACAUGGAUUUAUUCAACUUUUUAAAAUGGCUUGUAGGCUAUGUGUGGAAGCCAGGAGAUGCUAAAUGUGUUUAUGUUCAUUAACGGUCAAUUACUGUGAGACCGACAGUUAUUUGCUUGACAAUCACCGGUUGACAAAAUUACGUGACCACCACAGCCCUAGCAUCAACUAGAAUUACUGGUUCUUAGUGAGCAUAGAUGAGACUUAUCAUCACCCGAAUCAUUUGUCUUAAAGCAAUAUCGUGACACCUUCAACUCCUUAUAACUCCAACUUGUUUUGUAUAGGCUAUGAGGAGAGCCAUCAGCAAGAACACAGCCAUGCUUGUAUGUUCUGCACCCCAGUUCCCCCAUGGAAUCAUUGAUCCUAUUGAGGAAGUAGGAAAGGUAAAGUGUCUCAUUGUUAUGUACUUCUAAUAGUAAAAGGAAAGUCAUAGUAAGUAAAAACUAAAUAAAGUGGUAUUGCUUAAAGGCCCAGUGCAGUCAGAAAUGUUCCUUUGUUUUAUAUUUAUAUGUUCACACUGAGGUUGGAAUAAUACUGUGAAAUUGUGAAAAUAAUGAUAAUGGCCUUUUAGUGUAGAGGCUGUUUUGAAAAGGCCGCCUGAAAUUUUUGCCUUUUUUGGUGGGAUGGAGUUUUGGCCUUCCAUGGCGACAUCCCCAUAUGGUAAAUUAGUUAAUAGACCAAUAACAAAGAGUUCCAAACCUCUCUGCCAAUAACAGCAAUUUUUCAGUUUUCCCUCCCCACUCAGACCACUCCCAGAUAGUCGUAGCAAAAUUCUUGCUUGAGAAAUUGCUCUUUGCUAGGAAGCAAUUCUUUUUUUAUUUUUGACAAUUUUUCACAAUCACAGUAAGGUACUUAAUGUUACCCAGAAAUGAUUUGAUAUUGAAACAAAAACGGCUGCAUUGAAUCUUUAACUUUAAGUUGCUUGUAUACCUGUGUAGUAACACUGUAAUUACUACAAUAACAUUGUUGUUGCAUAGUACUUUACAUGAAACUACGUAAUCCAUCCCACGUGGUGCUUUUCAGAUGGCUUUAAAGUACAACCUCCCUCUGCAUGUGGAUGCUUGUUUGGGAGGGUUUCUCAUCGUGUUCAUGGCCAAAGCCAAUUACCCACUGGCUCCCUUUGACUUCAGGGUAAAGGGUGUGACCAGCAUAUCUGCAGACACACACAAGGUAAGAGGGUUUUUUAAACAUUUUCUCCCUCUUGAUUUUCGAUCAUAAGAUGCUCAUUGUUCCAUAAACUUGUCGUUUUUUGGUUAUUGUGUUAACCAGUCAACACAAUAACCAGUUAUGGUGUUGACUAAGUAUUGUUUUUUGAUCUACCUCUACUCUCCAGUAUGGCUACGCCCCCAAAGGUUCAUCAGUGAUCCUGUAUAGUGACAAGAAGUACAGGCACUACCAGUACUUUGUGGCUCCGGACUGGCAGGGGGGCAUCUAUGCGUCCCCAUCAGUGGCAGGUUCUCGGCCAGGCGGUAUCAUCGCAGCGUGUUGGGCUACCAUGAUGCACAUGGGAGAGGAUGGCUACAUAAAGGCCACCAAGAAGAUAAUUGACACUGCACGCACCAUCAAUACAGAGUAAGAGACCCAACUUUUACUGUAGUCAUUAUCGGCAGAACCCUGAUUUCCGGCUUUCUCACUUAACAAGACUUGGAUGUAUGGUAAAGCGAGACUAUUAUUACAGUGGGGGAAAAAGUAUUUAGUCAGCCACCAAUAGUGCAAGUUCUCCCACUUAAAAAGAUGAGAGAGGCCUGUAAUUUUCAUCAUAGGUACACGUCAACCAUGACAGACAAAAUGAGGAAAAAAAUUCCAGAAAAUCACAUUGUAUGAUUUUUUAUGAAUUUAUUUGCAAAUUAUGGUAGAAAAUAAGUAUUUGGUCAAUAACAAAAGUUUCUCAAUACUUUGUUAUAUACCCUUUGUUGGCAAUGACACAGGUCAAACGUUUUCUGUAAGUCUUCACAAGGUUUUCACACACUGUUGCUGGUAUUUUGGCCCAUUCCUCCAUGCAGAUCUCCUCUAGAGCAGUGAUGUUUUGGGGCUGUCGCUGGGCAACAUGGACUUUCAACUCCCUCCAAAGAUUUUCUAUGGGGUUGAGAUCUGGAGACUGGCUAGGCCACUCCAGGUCCUUGAAAUGCUUCUUACGAAGCCACUCCUUCGUUGCCCGGGCGGUGUGUUUGGGAUCAUUGUCAUGCUGAAAGACCCAGCCACGUUUCAUCUUCAAUGCCCUUGCUGAUGGAAGGAGGUUUUCACUCAAAAUAUCACGAUACAUGGCCCCAUUCAUUCUUUCCUUUACACGGAUCAGUCGUCCUGGUCCCUUUGCAGAAAAACAGCCCCAAAGCAUGAUGUUUCCACCCCCAUGCUUCACAGUAGGUAUAGUGUUCUUUGGAUGCAACUCAGCAUUCUUUGUCCUCCAAACACGGCAAGUUGAGUUUUUACCAAAAAGUUCUAUUUUGGUUUCAUCUGACCAUAUGACAUUCUCCCAAUCCUCUUCUGGAUCAUCCAAAUGCACUCUAGCAAACUUCAGACGGGCCUGGACAUGUACUGGCUUAAGCAGGGGGACACGUCUGGCACUGCAGGAUUUGAGUCCCUGGCGGCGUAGUGUGUUACUGAUGGUAGGCUUUGUUACUUUGGUCCCAGCUCUCUGCAGGUCAUUCACUAGGUCUCCCCGUGUGGUUCUGGGAUUUUUGCUCACCGUUCUUGUGAUCAUUUUGACCCCAUGGGGUGAGAUCUUGCGUGGAGCUCCAGAUCGAGGGAGAUUAUCAGUGGUCUUGUAUGUCUUCCAUUUCCUAAUAAUUGCUCCCACAGUUGAUUUCUUCAAACCAAGCUGCUUACCUAUUGCAUAUUCAGUCUUCCCAGCCUGGUGCAGGUCUACAAUUUUGUUUCUGGUGUCCUUUGACAGCUCUUUGGUCUUGGCCAUAGUGGAGUUUGGAGUGUGACUGUUUGAGGUUGUGGACAGGUGUCUUUUAUACUGAUAACAAGUUCAAACAGGUGCCAUUAAUACAGGAAACGAGUGGAGGACAGAGGAGCCUCUUAAAGAAGAAGUUACAGGUCUGUGAGAGCCAGAAAUCUUGCUUGUUUGUAGGUGACCAAAUACUUAUUUUCCACCAUAAUUUGCAAAUAAAUUCAUAAAAAAUUAUACGAUGUGAUUUUCUGGAUUUUUUUUUCUCAUUUUGUCUGUCAUAGUUGACGUGUACCUAUGAUGAAAAUUACAGGCCUCUCUCAUCUUUUUAAGUGGGAGAACUUGCACAAUUGGUGGCUGACUAAAUACUCCCCCCCCCCCCCCCACUGUAUAUGUACAAUCAGAAACAUUAUGGUAGUUUUUCUCAAGAUAUUAACAUUUUAGAUUUUAGUAAUUUAGCAGACGCUCUAAUCCAGAGUGAUUUACAGGAGCAAUUAGGGUUAAAUGCUUUGCUCAAGGGCACAUUGACAGAUUUUUCACCUAGUCGGGCAGGGAUUCAAACUAGGGACCUUUCAGUUGCUGGCCCAACGCUCUUAACCGCUAGGCUACCUGCUGCCUGUGUUGAUUCUCUUUUUGUUGGUUCCUAAACCAUCUUUCAACCUAUUUACAACAGGCCCAACAUUUUAUAUUUGACUGUUUCUAAGAGCUCUUGGCAAGCACAUUGUGAUCUCACUAUUUUUGGAUGAGAUAAACAUUUGAUGUGUUUUGUUUUUGUUUAUUUCCUAACAGAAUCCGUAAGAUAAACGGUGUGUUUGUGUUUGGAGACCCUGAAGUAUCCGUGGUGGCAAUAGGCUCUGACGUCUUCGACAUUUUUCGUUUAUCCAACGCACUGACGUCAAAGGGUUGGAAUCUCAACACGCUACAGUAUCCAUCCAGGUAUGUUUUCUCAUCUUUUUCUCAUCUUUGAAAUUCAGGCAUACUUAUCAAUGCUAUUGUAUACAUUUCAUAGAAUAUUGACUAUGCACCUUAUUUUGAAGUAAUACCAGCAAGCAAAGACCCCCAGGCAUGAUAUCACCAUGUUGAUAUUUUUUUUAAAGUACUUUUGUGUUUUUAAACAAAAUUAUAUCUUUCCCAUCACAGCAUCCAUAUCUGUUGUACUGUACUGCACACACAUGAAGGUGUGGCCAAACAGUUAAUCAGUGACGUCAAAGAGCAGGUGGCUCUCAUUUUGAAGAACCCCAAUGAGAAGACCACUGGAAUGGUGAGUGUUAAUGCUGACUCCGUUACCUGGAAUACACUACACAGCAGUGCACCAUAUUAAUCCAUUAAUUUCAUGUCAUAUAAAUUGGCUUCACAUGCAGACAUAUUUGUUUAUAUUUUUAUAUGCAAACACUUUGGAUAAAUGGCUCUACAUUCAUGUGUUCAUGUUCUAGGGAGCAAUCUAUGGCAUGGCCCAGUCCAUCCCUGACAGAUCCAUGGUGACAGAGAUCUCCCGAGGCUUCCUGGACUGCCUCUACAGCACAGAGGAGCCCAAGUCGUCUCAGCCUCAGAAGACCUAUAUGAAUGGCAACAGCAACGGCAAGGCCCACUGAGUCAGGAGUAGGCUGGCUGUGGCCUGGACACAUGCCUAGGUCAUGUUCAUUAGGGAACAUAAUGGUAAGCGUUGUAAAACUUUUUGCAACAGCAAAUGAAAAGGAACAUUUACUGGAGAAGUUCAAGUAGUCCCUCCCUGUUUCAGUAAUUUUUUUUCCGGUUGGUGCCUAAUGAACACGACCCUGGUUACCAGCCUGCCUCACCUCUUGUCCACCCACUACAUCACUCAACAUAUCCUGCCCACCUUUUAUCUAUCUACUCACCUUUUUUCAGAUAUGUUCUGAAGCACAAGCCAUUGUUUUUAGCUAUC